Messenger RNA from Penaeus indicus, 2766 nucleotides. RefSeq names its product phosrestin-2-like. Gene Ontology annotation, cellular component: cytoplasm. Gene Ontology annotation, molecular function: G protein-coupled receptor binding. Gene Ontology annotation, biological process: signal transduction; G protein-coupled receptor internalization. The transcript is spliced from 9 exons. Lineage: Eukaryota; Metazoa; Arthropoda; Malacostraca; Decapoda; Penaeidae. The record is from RefSeq and is a predicted model, not a curated record. Bases 29 to 1333 code for a protein of 434 amino acids.
UAAGGACGUCGCCGCCCCGUUGCAGUCAAUGGUUUUCUCCUUCCAUGUGUACCGCAAGAGCGCGCCCAAUGGCAAGGUGUCGGUGUAUGUAGGUCGACGGGACUACACCGACCACCUCACUCACGUCGACCCGAUCAAUGGCAUGGUAUGGCUGGACCGCGACUACGUGCGCGAGCGGCGGGUGUUCGCGCAGGUGGUCAUGACGUACCGCUACGGCCGGGAGGAGGACGAGGUGAUGGGACUCACCUUCGCCAAGGAGCUCGUCAUCGCCUCGGCUCAGGUGUACCCCCCCGCGCCCGCCGCCGCGCCCCUCACCUCUCUGCAGGUCCGUCUCCAGAAGAAACUGGGCACGAAUGCGUUCCCGUUUCACCUGGAGAUGCCCAAGAAUGCCCCGGCGUCUGUCACUCUGCAGCCUGGUAAGGACGAGACAGGACGCCCGUGCGGAGUGCACUGGGAGCUGCGCGUGUAUGUGGGAGACAGCACGGAGGAACAGCCUCACCGCCGUUCCUGCGUCAGGCUCCUCAUCAGGCGUCUCCAGUAUGCACCAGCAAAGCAAGGGCGACAACCCGUGGCGUCUUGUGCUAAGGAAUUCCUCCUGUCUCCGGGAAAACUGCAUCUUCAGGUCACUCUCGACAGGCAGAUCUACUACCACGAGGAGGGCGUGGGGAUCGGCGUGGGCGUGACCAACAACUCCAACAAGCAGGUGAAGCGGGUGAAGGUGAGCGUCGUGCAGCUGUGCGACGUCUCGCUGGGUCCCUCGGGCCAGAUCAGGAACACCGUGGCCAGCAUCGAGACGCAGGAGGGGUGCCCCAUCGUCCCCGGCGCGACGCUGGCCAAGACCUUCAGCCUGAAGCCGAAGCUCGAGUACAACCGGGACAAGCGCGGCGUGGCCAUCGAGGGUCGGCUGAAGUCUGAGGAGACGUGCCUCGCAUCGUCCACGCUAUUCACUAGCCUGGACCAGCGUCAGCAGUUCGGCAUCGUGGUGUCCUACGUGGCCCGAGUGAAGCUGAUCCUUGGCACUCUCGGGGGGGAGCUGGUGGCCGAGGUGCCAUUUACGCUCAUGAACCCCCCCGCGGAGGAGGCGCUGACGCAGGCUGGCGGCCGCGUGGCUCACCGCGAGCAGGACCUGGAGGAGUCGACCCGCCUGGUGAUCGAGGAGUGUCGCAGGAUGUCGGUGUCGGAUCAGUUCGAUACCCAGAAGUCGGUCGAGUCGCAGAAGUCGGUUGAUUCGCUCGAUGCCGGACCCGGGUCGGUGUUCGGGCCGCUGACGGAACCGACAGCGAAACCGAACGGCGCUAUUGGAAAGGAGGAGAGGGCGAAGAAAAACGAGUGAAGAAGAUUGUGAGGGAAGGAGGGAGAGGAUGCGAAGGAGAGAAGACAAGAAAGGAAAGCAAAACGUUGGAAGAUGGAACCAAACGAUUAAAAAAAUCACAAGAAAAAAAAAAUCUUGAAGCCGAUAACUUCAGUUCGUCGAUCAACAUGAACGUUUUGUCUACAAUGAUAAUAAUAGAUUAAAAAAAAAAAAAAAAAAAAAAAACGAAACAAGAACGACUGAAAAAGUCAAUCUUAAUCAUCACUUUAACUUCCUACAAGGGAAGGUUCUAAGAUUAGAGCGCGAAAAAUUAAUGCAGUCUAAUUUAAGGGAAAUUCAGUUAAUCCAAGAUCUAAUAAUCUCGGUUCCGAUUGAGGACGAGUCACCGAGAAUACCUGAUAACCACUCGAUUUAUGGCUAUAAUUCAUGGCAAAUGUUCUUUCAUGUCGUGAUUUUUUAAAAAAUUGGAAUAUCAAUAUUUUUUGCGAUCAUAAAUAUGUCCUUGGUGUUUGUAUGUAUUUUUUGUGCUUAUGAUUUUUUCUUUUUAUUAUUGCAAUUUUAAUGAUGACAGAAGGAAAUAAGGUCAAAGCAUAUUUUGUAGAAAGGCGAGAUUAUAGGUUUGAAUGCCACAUUAUAAUGAACUUAUAAUGAACCUAUUGCCUUUUCUAAUAAACGUGUAUUGUUUAUUCAUUUAUUUAUUCAUUCAUUUAAUUUAACCUCCACGAUGUAGAAUUGUCGCCAUUAAUUUUAUAUGGCGAUUAAAUUCCAUAUAUAACAGCAAAUAUAUGAUACUAAGAAACAAGCAUUGGUUCAAGUGGCUGUCAACAUUCCAUUUACGGACCUCGUGUAUAGUGCGGACUUUGCUUCAGGGACGUAUCUGUAAAACAUUUCAUCUACGGUGGAUUUUUCGUUGUUGUUGUGCUCUUUGUUUAUCCCCCUAUUUUUCCCUUCUCACCUUAAUUGUAGCAGACAUAGCAAUACUGGAAGCAAAUAAAGGAAUAUGAUAGCGCAUCUUUUCUACAGGAUAAAGUUGGACGUUGGAUAAUCAAAAUGGGAUCCGCUACCUUUAAUUAUUUUAAACCGUCUGAUACUUCAAAUAUCAGUAAUUUAUCAUCAUAUAAAACCCUAGAAUAAAUACCAGUGUUAAAAAUCCUACAUCUUUAUUUCCAAAAAUAUACGAUUUAGCACGAAUCAUAUUAGGAAAAACCUGAACCCUACCCCAGGAAGUCUAACUUUUAAGAUCUCCUGUUCAAUAAAAAGUCAUAAUUUGUUUUAAGACAAUUUUAAUUUUCAUUUUAGACCCGUAAUUGAGGGAUUUAAAUCCAAAGAAUCAUAUUGCUCCGUCUGCCCACAUACUGUCAUCAUUCCCAAAAUUAUUUGUGAGGAUUUCCUUUAAAUAUUUCUGCGUCAUGUCAGUCAGUGGUAAGAAUGUGAACAGAAUGCCACGCUGUCAU